Molecule: messenger RNA, 2315 nt
Organism: Cinclus cinclus
Lineage: Eukaryota; Metazoa; Chordata; Aves; Passeriformes; Cinclidae
Gene: NFYC
Product: nuclear transcription factor Y subunit gamma
Exons: 10
Coding region: 549-1556 (335 amino acids)
Biological process (GO): regulation of DNA-templated transcription
Cellular component (GO): CCAAT-binding factor complex; nucleus
Molecular function (GO): DNA binding; DNA-binding transcription activator activity, RNA polymerase II-specific; protein heterodimerization activity
Source: RefSeq, a predicted model, not a curated record
GGGGUGAUGCUCGUGAGUCCCGGUAUGGGAGCGGGGAAACGCGGCGUGACGCGCCCGGUUCGGGAUUUAACGCUAAACCCUCAGUGCUCCCCACCGAGCCACCCCCAGCUCGCGUGAGGACAGCGAUGGUCGGGGACAAAGCGGGGGUACCGCGAGCACAACGGGGGGCUCCCCCCCGGUACCCUCGGCCUGGCUCCCGAGGAGGCGACAACGGAGCCGCGACAACACCGCCCCCCUCUUCCCCAAACUCCCACCGCGUGCGAGUUGUCCGCUCUUUGGUUGUCGUUUUUUGUGGGGAACUCGGCGGCGAAGGUCACGGGAGCGGCUGUGGGGGAGAAGCGGGGGGCGAGCGGUGCCCCCCGGGGCCCCCUCAGGAGCUCUCCGGGCCGGCCUCGCUUUUCCCGAACGCCGCAGCACAACUUGGAGCGGGGCCUGCACCGGUGACCUUGAAAUCCCAGCGCUCCGAGCCGCCGCUCUGAAGGACAAAGUUUGUUUGCGGCACUUUGGACCGAAAAAAAAAAAAAAAAAUUAAAUAAGGAGGUGCCACGAUGUCCACGGAUGGUGGCUUUGGCACGGCCGGGAGCAGCGAUGCCCAGCAGAGCCUCCAAUCCUUCUGGCCAAGGGUGAUGGAGGAAAUCAGAAACCUCACCGUGAAAGAUUUCAGAGUUCAGGAGCUGCCCUUGGCUCGGAUUAAGAAAAUCAUGAAGCUGGAUGAGGAUGUGAAGAUGAUCAGUGCAGAAGCCCCUGUGCUGUUUGCUAAAGCUGCUCAGAUUUUCAUCACUGAGCUGACCCUGCGAGCCUGGAUCCACACAGAGGACAACAAACGCAGGACCCUGCAGAGGAAUGACAUUGCCAUGGCAAUCACCAAGUUUGAUCAGUUUGAUUUCCUGAUUGAUAUCGUCCCCAGGGAUGAGCUGAAGCCUCCAAAAAGGCAGGAAGAGGUGCGCCAGGCCGUCACCCCGGCCGAGCCCGUGCAGUAUUACUUCACCCUGGCCCAGCAGCCAGCAGCAGUGCAGGUCCAGGGCCAGCAGCAGGGCCAGCAGACCACCACGGCCACCACCACCAUCCAACCGGGCCAGAUCAUCAUUGCCCAGCCCCAGCAGGGCCAGACCACCCCUGUGACAAUGCAGGUGGGAGAGGGGCAGCAAGUCCAGAUUGUGCAAGCCCAGCCCCAGGGCCAGAGCCAGCAGGCUCAGAGUGGCACAGGGCAAACCAUGCAAGUGAUGCAGCAAAUCAUCACCAACACGGGAGAAAUCCAGCAAAUCCCGGUGCAGUUGAAUGCUGGCCAGCUGCAGUAUAUCCGCUUAGCCCAACCCGUGUCAGGCACCCAGGUAGUCCAGGGGCAGAUCCAGACGCUUGCAACCAAUGCACAGCAGAUAACACAGACAGAGGUGCAGCAGGGGCAGCAGCAGUUCAGCCAGUUCACAGAUGGCCAGCAGCUGUACCAGAUCCAGCAGGUGACAAUGCCCGCGGGCCAGGACAUCGCCCAGCCCAUGUUCAUCCAGUCCAGCAACCAGAGCUCGGACACCCAGGCCACACAGGUGACAGGGGACUGAGCAGGGACCUGGUGACCCGUCCCCAAAUCCCAGCCCGGGCACCUCUGCCAGCCCCAGCUGGGCCGAGGAGCACAGCUGGGAGUGAGCCUGCAGCAGGCUCUGCCAUCUCCACCUCGCUCUGCUGGCUAUGGGAAUAUCCUGAAUAUCCAGAAUAUCCAGCAGACUCUGCCAAGAAUGCAAUAUUUUUAUUUUCCAAACCGAUCUUUGUGUAUCCAGCUGCUUUUCCAAACCCUGAGAGAAGCGAUCCGAAGGGAUUUGGAGCAUCUCAUUGAACAAAUGUGAGAAAUGUUUUUAUUUCUAGGAAAAUCCUGAGGGUACUGCUCCUGUCAGAGCUCUAUUCCUGCUGUUCUGUUUGUAUUUUUUUUUUUUUUCUGGAUAGAGCUAGGUUUGGUCCUCCCAUCUCAGUGGGUUUUAGGGAUUUUUUUUUUUGGGGGGGAAGAGUGUGUGUGGUUUAGAUUUUUCCCUCCUGCCUCCUUUUUUUGGAGCAUUUGCUGUAUGCAGGGAAUAGGAGGAGGAGGAAUUGAAGUGAAACAAAAUAAAUAAAAACAUUCCUUGUAUUAUGAUUGUAUUUUCUAAAGGCAAAAAAAAAAAAAAUCCUUGAAUUUGGCUCCUGGAUUCCAGAAAAACUGAUGGAAUCUGGACAAAACCCCAUUCCUGCUGUUACCUGUUGUCCUGGCUUUGGUCCAUGCAUGUAAUAUAAGCUUCAUAAAAGGAAAUAAAUUUGCUUUUGUCAGAUCCUGUGUGUGUGCUGUCCCAUGA